Molecule: messenger RNA, 2451 nt
Organism: Elaeis guineensis (African oil palm)
Lineage: Eukaryota; Viridiplantae; Streptophyta; Magnoliopsida; Arecales; Arecaceae
Product: shaggy-related protein kinase epsilon
Biological process (GO): peptidyl-threonine phosphorylation; cell differentiation; signal transduction
Cellular component (GO): nucleus; cytoplasm
Molecular function (GO): protein serine/threonine kinase activity; ATP binding
Source: RefSeq, a predicted model, not a curated record
GCACUCCCGUAAAUCCUCCCUUCCCCAAGCCGCAGUGCGCCUAUCCGCCGUCGAUCCCGUUCGGCGGGCAACGGACGGCUGUGGUCGGGCCCACGAAGGCGGAGUACGGACCCUAGCGGGUGGGGGCGGACGGAGGGAAUGAUUGGGGUCGGGCUCCGGAGGUUUGACUGCUGAACCGAACAGGUAGCAAAACCUAAAGAAAAAGAGAGACACGCAAAGAAAAAGAGGGGAGAGAAGAGAACGAAAAGAGGGGGGAGAGAGAGAGAGGCCGAAAUCUGGUGGUUCCUUUUUGUUUUGUUUUGUGUUGUAGAGAAGGAGAGAGAGAGAGAGAGUGGGAGGAGGAAGCCAUCGUCUUUUCUGUCCUCUUUCUUCUCUUCUUUCCCCUCCUUUGGCUUCGCUUCCUCCUUGGUGGUGCUGUCCAAUGGAGGGGGAGAUGAGAGAGGAGAGGGCUUCUCUUUUCUGAGCGCCGGCACCCGUGGGGCAAAGGGAGGGGAGAAGAGAGAGGGAGUUAGCGUUUGGUGUUGGUCAAGUGGGGAAUCAUGCAUAUGAUGCGACGGCUGAAGAGCAUUGCGUCCGGGAGGUCGUCGAUUUCGGAUCCCGGUGGAGAUCCUGGCACAAAAAGAGCAAAGUUUGAUCAGGAUGGAGCAGGGGAAGUUUCUUCAGAACCACAUCUUGUUGAAGACAAAGCUGUUGGUCUAGAUCAGAAUAUGACUUCAACUCAUUUACAUUUGGAUGCAAGCACAUCCAACAUGGAUCCACCUGCUAGAACUGAAGAUGCUGCUGUGGAUCAGCUUCCGAAGGAAAUGCAUGAAAUGACAAUUAAGGAUGAUAAAGUUGAAGACCACAAUGAGAAGGAUACUGAAGGGACAAUGGUGAGUGGAAAUGGAACUGAGAGAGGUCAGAUAAUUGCAACAACAAUAGGUGGUCGAAAUGGCCAGCCUAAACAGACAAUCUCAUAUAUGGCAGAACGUGUGGUUGGGACUGGUUCAUUUGGCAUAGUCUUUCAGGCUAAGUGUGUCGAAACAGGAGAAACGGUGGCUAUCAAGAAGGUGCUGCAAGAUAAGAGAUACAAGAAUAGAGAACUCCAAAUAAUGCACUUACUUGACCAUCCAAAUGUAGUCCAACUAAAGCACUAUUUCUUUUCAACCACUGACAAUGAUGAGGUCUACCUCAACCUUGUACUUGAGUAUGUAUCUGAGACUGUUUAUCGCAUUUGCAAGUACUAUACCCGGAUGAACCAACGUAUGCCUCUCAUAUAUAUUCAGUUGUAUACAUAUCAGAUCUGCCGUGCACUUUCUUACAUCCAUCAUGUUGUAGGAAUCUGUCAUCGUGACAUUAAGCCACAAAAUCUGUUGGUCAAUCCUCAUACUCAUCAAGUAAAGCUUUGCGACUUUGGCAGUGCUAAGAAACUGGUUCCAGGAGAGCCUAAUAUAUCUUACAUCUGCUCACGGUACUAUAGGGCUCCAGAGCUCAUCUUUGGAGCUACGGAAUAUACCACUGCAAUUGAUAUGUGGUCUGUUGGUUGUGUUUUGGCGGAGCUUCUUAUAGGGCAGCCUCUAUUUCCUGGAGAAAGUGGGGUUGAUCAGCUGGUGGAAAUCAUUAAGAUCUUAGGUACCCCUACACGAGAAGAGAUUAAAUGCAUGAAUCCAAAUUACAAUGAGUUCAAAUUUCCUCAGAUUAAAGCCCAUCCCUGGCAUAAGCUUUUCCACAAGCGAAUGCCUCCCGAGCCAGUUGAUCUUGUAUCAAGGCUACUUCAGUACUCACCAAAUUUGCGUUGCACAGCUUUGGAGGCCUGUGCCCAUCCAUUCUUUGAUGAAUUGAGGGACCCAAACACCCGUCUGCCAAAUGGACGCCCCCUACCUCCUAUAUUUAAUUUCAUGCCUGAAGAGCUUGAAGGUGCUUCUCCUGAACUCAUUCAGCGCCUCAUUCCUGAGCACGUGAAGAAAUGAAUGCGGCAAGCAGUAUCUAAGCGUUGUGGUGUUAAUACAAAGAUUUCUGGACAGCACAAUCCAUGAUAUAUCAAGUAUGGUGCCCCCAAGUGACUGAUCAGUUUGUGAUUUGAUCAAAAGAGAGAGAGGCUUUAGGGAGGGGAAUAUUCAUGAACUGUCAGAUCUUUGCACCUGAGGCGGAUGUCGAGAUGACUUGCGAGCAUCAUAGGCAGGCAUGACAUGAUUUGGGUUUUUGCCCAUCUACAUGUAUUCUGUGUGAGAGGGUUGCUUGCAUUCCAGCUUCGGUAGCCACAGGACAUAAUGCUAAACUAGUGCUGAUUUCUUGAAAAAUUUCCUUGUACGUAGAGAUGAAGUUUUUAGAAUGUUCUGUUCUGGGAACUAGAUUAUGUGGCGUUUGUCUUGGUUUCUAAAUGGAGUAUUGUAGGUAUUUCGGUACAGAAUGGUAGUAGGUUCAAAAAUAAAAUGUGUAUAUCAGCAGUCUCAAGGUUUCUGUAGUGUGGUA